AUGGUCAAGAAGCCAGAAUGUCCCAAGGACAUGCUUCUGAUCGGUGCUGAUUGUGUCUUCCCAGGACCACCUUCUCGUCCGGAGAACACCAGGAUGGAAGGCAACAAGUGUGUCUCGUAUAUGCCACCUUCUUGUGAUGAGGCCGCUCAAUGGGAUGGCAAGCGUUGUGUGAUCAGCGGUCGCGGCGAUUGUGACGAGGGUAUCCAUCAAGGAAAGGACUGCAUUACCGGAAGCCAACCUGAAUGCCUGAUGGUGCCACAUUUGACGGAUCAAGAUGCGUGUCUCAGUGGUGAUGGACAGUGUCUUACCGACGGCACGCCCCAAUGUCCCCCCAACGCCAAGUUCCAGGAAGGUCUCUGUGUCUACGGACCUCCUGGCUGUGCUGCUGGCCAAGUCUUUGCGAACGGACGUUGCGAAAGUGUUGAAACUCCCCAGUUUCCCGAAGCUUUCUCCUGGAAAGGAGGGAGGUGUGUUCGAGUCACCGAAGAGCGCUGCGAGCCAGGCUUCGUCCUCAAGGAUGGUCAAUGCAUCUCGAUGCCAAACCUGAUUGCGGAAACUUGCCUUUCAACGGCAAAGCCUGCUCCAGUGGUAAGCCUCGCUGCCCUGAGGGAACUUAUCUCGAAGGGGAGAGUUGCAUUUCCAUCAUCGACCCGCAAUGCCCGCAAGGCUUCAGAUUCAACGGCAAAAGAUGUAGUGCUGUGCGCUUCUGGUACCGUCUAUGACAAGUCUAGCCAGGAGUGUGUCUCCAUUGUUAAACCUAAGUGUCCCGAAAACCAGGUAUUCAAUGGUAAGUAUUGUGCUAUUACCACCGGUGAAUGCAUGGACUUCCAAUAUUGUCCGACUGAGUCCUACGGAAAGAAUUGCCAGCUCACUGUCGACGGAGUGGUAUGCAAUGGACGCCAGGAAGGACAGAAUUCUCCUAUCGGUCAAAUUCCUGUCAACAAUUGGCCAAUCAACGAUGGAAAUUUUAACCAGAAUACUGGCCAGUGGCGUGAACCGCUUCCGAAUGGGCAGCUGAACACCGGAUACCAGGGCCCGAACUAUGACGGUUCUUGGAAGGAACAGGUCCCUGUCAAUAAUGCACAGCCCACUGAUGGAGGCUUCUGGCGCGAACGUGAUAACUCCGAUAAUCCUUACCAGAACAAUGCUGGCGCCUGGCGUGAGCAGCCCGACGGUGCAGCUCCCAACCAAACCAACGGAGGAGGACUUUGGCGAGAGCGACCGGCCAACUGA
Molecule: messenger RNA, 1233 nt
Organism: Penicillium maclennaniae
Lineage: Eukaryota; Fungi; Ascomycota; Eurotiomycetes; Eurotiales; Aspergillaceae
Product: cell wall cysteine-rich protein
Exons: 3
Coding region: 1-1233 (410 amino acids)
Source: RefSeq, a predicted model, not a curated record